Molecule: messenger RNA, 3713 nt
Organism: Phyllopteryx taeniolatus (common seadragon)
Lineage: Eukaryota; Metazoa; Chordata; Actinopteri; Syngnathiformes; Syngnathidae
Exons: 1
Coding region: 157-3222 (1021 amino acids)
Source: RefSeq, a predicted model, not a curated record
GCUGUAUUGGAGAGACCAAAAAAAUCCUCACAAAAACACUGGUACAACCAGCUAACUGAAUAUUAAAUUAAAUAUCAUACAUUACUCCUCCUGGAAUGCAGCCCUAUGGGGGGCACAAGUCAGUGCAAACUGUAGGCCGGUCCCAAGCCCGGAUAAAUGCAGAGGGUUGCGUCAGGAAGGGCAUCCGGCUUAAAACCUUGCCAAACAAAUAUGAGCGUUCAUCCAAAGAAUUCCAUACCGGAUCGGUCGUGGCCGGGGUUAACAACGUCCGCCACCGGCGCCGUCAACCUGCAGGGCGCUGUUGGAAAUUCAGCUACUGUGGGUCGAAGUCGAAGUCAAAGAAGAAGAAGAAGAAGAGGUGGAAAGCGGGUUCUUCGGCAGAAAGAGAAGAGGAAAACACAGAGCCUAGAACUGAAUGUGGGGACUUUGAAUGUUGGGACUAUGACAGGAAAAUCUCGGGAGUUGGUUGACAUGAUGAUUAGGAGAAAGGUUGCUAUAUUGUGUGUCCAGGAGACCAGGUGGAAAGGCAGUAAGGCUAGAAGUUUAGGGGGAGGGUUUAAAUUAUUUUACCAUGGUGUAGAUGGGAAGAGAAAUGGAGUCGGGGUUAUUUUAAAAGAAGAGUUGGCUAAGAAUGUCUUGGAGGUGAAAAGAGUAUCAGAUCGAGUGAUGAGGCUGAAAUUUGAAAUUGAGGGUGUUAUGUGUAAUGUGAUUAGUGGCUAUGCCCCACAGGUAGGAUGUGACCUAGAGGUGAAAGAGAAAUUCUGGAAGGAGCUAGAUGAUGUAGUUCUGAGCAUCCCAGACAGAGAGAGAGUCGUAAUUGGUGCAGAUUGUAAUGGACAUGUUGGUGAAGGUAAUAAGGGUGAUGAAGAAGUGAUGGGUAAGUACGGUAUCCAGGAAAGGAACUUGGAGGGACAGAUGGUGGUAGACUUUGCAACAAGGAUGCAAAUGGCUGUAGUGAACACUUUUUUCCAGAAGAGGCACGAACAUAGGGUGACCUACAAGAGCGGAGGUAGAAGCACACAGGUGGAUUACAUCUUGUGCAGACGAUGUAAUCUGAAGGAGGUUACCAACUGUAAGGUAGUGGUAGGGGAGAGUGUGGCUAGACAGCAUAGGAUGGUGGUGUGUAAGAUGACUCUGGUGGUGGGGAGGAAAAUUAGGAAGACAAAGGCAGAGAAGAGAACCAUGUGGUGGAAGCUGAGACAGGACGAGUGUUGUGCAGCUUUUCGGGAAGAGGUGAUACAGGCUCUCGGUGGACGGGAAGAGCUUCCAGAAGACUGGACCACUGCAGCCAAGGUGAUCAGAGAAGCAGGCAGGAGAGUACUUGGUGUAUCUUCUGGCAGGAAAGGAGAGAAGGAGACUUGGUGGUGGAACCUCACAGUACAGGAAAUCAUACAAGGAAAACGGUUAGCUAAGAAGAAGUGGGACACUGAGAGGACCGAGGAGAGGCGAAAGGAAUACAUUGAGAUGCGACACAGGGCAAAGGUAGAGGUGGCAAAGGCAAAACAAGAGGCAUAUGAUGACAUGUAUGGCAGGUUGGACACUAAAGAAGGAGAAAAGGAUCUAUACAGGCUGGCCAGACAGAGGGAUAGAGAUGGGAAGGAUGUGCAGCAGGUUAGGGUGAUUAAGGAUAGCGAUGGAAAUAUGUUGACUGGUGCCAGCAGUGUGCUAGGUAGAUGGAAAGAAUACUUCGAGGAGUUGAUGAAUGAGGAAAAUGAUAGAGAAGGGAGAGUAGAAGAGGCAAGUGUGGUGGACCAGGAAGUGGCAAUGAUUAGUAAGGGGGAAGUUAGAAAGGCAUUAAAGAGAAUGAAAAAUGGAAAGGCAGUUGGUCCUGAUGACAUUCCUGUGGAGGUAUGGAAGCAUCUAGGAGAGGUGGCUGUGGAGUUUUUGACCAGCUUGUUCAAUAGAAUUCUAGUGCGUGAGAAGAUGCCUGAGGAAUGGAGGAAAAGUGUACUGGUGCCCAUUUUUAAGAACAAAGGUGAUGUGCAGAGCUGUGGCAACUAUAGAGGAAUAAAGUUGAUGAGCCACACAAUGAAGUUAUGGGAAAGAGUAGUGGAGGCUAGACUCAGGACAGAAGUGAGUAUUUGCGAGCAACAGUAUGGUUUCAUGCCUAGAAAGAGUACCACAGAUGCAUUAUUUGCCUUGAGGAUGUUGAUGGAAAAGUACAGAGAAGGUCAGAAGGAGCUACAUUGUGUCUUUGUAGAUCUAGAGAAAGCCUAUGACAGAGUACCCAGAGAGGAACUGUGGUACUGCAUGCGGAAGUCUGGAGUGGCAGAGAAGUAUGUUAGAAUAAUACAGGACAUGUACGAGGGCAGCAGAACAGCGGUGAGGUGUGCUGUCGGUGUGACAGAAGAAUUUAAGGUGGAUGUGGGACUGCAUCAGGGAUCAGCCCUGAGCCCCUUCCUUUUUGCAGUGGUGAUGGAUAGGCUGACAGAUGAGGUUAGACUGGAAUCCCCGUGGACCAUGAUGUUUGCAGAUGACAUUGUGAUCUGCAGUGAAAGCAGGGAGCAGCUGGAGGAACAGUUAGAAAGAUGGAGGCAUGCACUGGAAAGAAGAGGAAUGAAGAUUAGCCGAAGUAAAACAGAAUAUAUGUGCAUGAAUGAGAGGGGUGGUGGGGGAAGAAUGAGGCUACAGGGAGAAGAGAUGGCAAGGGUAGAGGACUUUAAAUACUUGGGGUCAACCGUCCAGAGCAAUGGUGAGUGUGGUCAGGAAGUGAAGAAACGGGUCCAAGCAGGUUGGAACGGGUGGAGGAAGGUGUCAGGUGUGUUAUGUGACAGAAGAGUCUCUGCUAGGAUGAAGGGCAAAGUUUAUAAAACAGUGGUGAGGCCAGCCAUGAUGUAUGGAUUAGAGACAGUGGCACUGAAGAGAAAACAGGAAGCAGAGCUGGAGGUGGCGGAAAUGAAGAUGUUGAGGUUCGCUCUCGGAGUGACCAGGUUGGAUAAAAUUAGAAAUGAGCUCAUCAGAGGGACAGCCAAGGUUCGAUGUUUUGGAGACAAAGUUAGAGAGAGCAGACUUCAAUGGUUUGGACACGUCCAGAGGAGAGAGAGUGAGUAUAUUGGUAGAAGGAUGAUGAGGAUGGAGCUGCCAGGCAAGAGAGCUAGAGGAAGACCAAAGAGAAGGUUGAUGGAUGUCGUGAGGGAAGACAUGAUGGCAGUUGGUGUUCGAGAGGAGGAUGCAGGAGAUAGGCUCUCAUGGAAAAGGAUGACGCGCUGUGGCGACCCCUAACGGGACAAGCCGAAAGGAAAAGAAGAAGACUCCUCCUGUAGCCGUCACCUUAUCGUGGUGGAGGGGUUUGUGUGUCCCAAUGACGCUAGGAGCUCAGUUGUCUGGGGCUUCAUGCUCCUGGUAGGGUCACCCAUGGCUUAUGAUGAGUACAAAUAUUGGACCUCAAUUUCCCUCGCCUGGACACGGGACACCGGCGCCCCCCUCUGGAGCCAGGCCUGGAGGUAAGGCUCGAAGGCAACAGCCUGGUGGCUGGGCCUGCACCAAUGGGGCCCGGCCGAGCAAAGCCCGAAAGGGUAACGUGGGUCCCACUUCCCAUGGGUUCACCACCUGUGGGAGGGGCCAUAGGGGUCAAGUGCAAUGUGAGCUGGGCGGUGGCUGAUGGCAGAGACCUUGGCGAUCCGAUCUCCAGCUACAGAAGCUGGCUCUAGGGACGUGGAAUAUCACCUCUCUGGCAGGAAAAGAGCCCGAGCUGGUGUGUGAGGUCGAGAAGU